AUGGCUCAGUUGUACGAUCAAUACGUUUACAAGAUUCUUGUUUUUUCAAGGCCCGUUUCUGCCUACGCUCUGUUUUUCCGGGACAGGCAAGCAGCCAUCAAAGGUCAGAAUCCCAACGCUACCUUUGGAGAGGUGUCCAAGAUCGUGGCCUCGCUGUGGGACAGUUUGGAUGCUGACCACAAAAAUGUAUAUAAAAAGAAAACUGAAGCUGCCAAAAAAGAAUAUUUGAAAGCAUUGGCUGCCUAUCGUGCCAGUUUGGUGUCAAAGCAGGCUGCUGCAGAUCAGUCUGAUUCACUGUAUGGCUCUAUGACUAGUCCUAAUAGUACUGUCUCUUCUGGAGCUUCAUCAUCUCCGGAUAGAGGACAAAAUCUUUCUCCAAUUCAGAAGAAGUCUCCUUUGCUUUCGUCAUUGAUGGAAAAUGCACCUUCUCCGGUUAUGACUACGAUGAAUGCCGUUUCACCGCCGCAUUCAUCUGUCGUAACAAGCCAGGUAUGGGCUAUGCCAAUAUCACCUACUGCAGCCAUUCAUCAGAGCUCACCCAUGGUUCAGACCAAUAUGAUGGAUGUGUCAACAUCGAAUAUGACACAACAAAUCUCGUCUCCACCACUGAUGCAGUCGUCACAAGUAAUGCAAGCAGUUCAAAAUAACAAUAACAACUUGAAUCAGUCAAUUGCUAAUUCUCCAUAUACACAAAAUAUGGUGAAUUCACCAUCUCCACCACAUAUACCACAAAGCAGUAACUUGUCUCAGCUUCCAAUUAGUCAGUCUCCCUUACAAACUUGUCUCCGACAUGGUUGUAAUAAUCCACCAAUUGAUUCGCCAGACUGGGACAGAGAGUAUUGCAGUAAUGAAUGUGUCGUUUCUCAUUGUCGGGACGUGUUUACCGCCUGGGUAGCCUCUAGACAGGCGGCUAACAGUUACGCUUCCGUGAAAUAAGGCGGAAGCCGGGUCGAGGACGACGUAAAUAUACGCACAGGAGACACCGGCGAAACGGUAAAAACGUCGACGACGGAAGGAAGAAGGCCGCGAAGAAGGAAACGGAUGGUUAACGCCGGGAGAGAAGAAAAGGCGGUACGAGUUACGACCCGAGAAAUUUCUAUCGACAAUUAUUUUCUAACCGUUCGCUCGUCCCGGGAAAACGUUGUGCCCGUUAGUCGGUCGGUCCGAAACGUAAUGGAAAAUGUAGACGACGCCCGAAAGAGAACUUUGCCUGACUUCGGACGUCUGCCCUUUGGACCUCCGCGGGUCGUUCCCGGCCCGGACGAAAGGCUAAUUAGUUUUGGGCAUAGACGUCUUUUAGUGACGGCGUUAGCUACUUAGUCCUCUUUCACGUCGUAUUCACCGAGCACGAAGUUAGUGGGAGAAGCGCGACUCGUGCCCAUCUCCUCCGCCGCAAUUAUUCCAUUUCGUUUCCAAGUAGAAAACUCGACUUUCCGGUCGCCACUUUUACCGUUUGUAUUCUUCUUUUUAGUUUUGUAAAUACCUGGCCGACCGUUUUCGCCGGGAAACUCGACUUUUUGCGGGAAACGACCCGCGCACGUCGAAACGUUUAUAUAUUUGGAGAUGUCGUGUCCGUUCUGUAUUCCCUAUUUAAAUAAAAAAAAAUUGGAAUUUC
Molecule: messenger RNA, 1615 nt
Organism: Centruroides sculpturatus (bark scorpion)
Lineage: Eukaryota; Metazoa; Arthropoda; Arachnida; Scorpiones; Buthidae
Product: TOX high mobility group box family member 4-like
Exons: 7
Coding region: 1-936 (311 amino acids)
Biological process (GO): regulation of transcription by RNA polymerase II
Cellular component (GO): nucleus
Molecular function (GO): chromatin DNA binding
Source: RefSeq, a predicted model, not a curated record